ACGCGGCAGGCGCUGCUUCUGUUGUGUGUACAGCCGCCAUUGCUGAGCGAAAAAGUGGGAUUGACAGCAGUACAAUAAAGAAGUGUUUCUAGGAGAGUUGUUAUUAAAUUUUGAAGAUUGCCAAGUUUCCGGAUAUGGAUAUGUGAUCGUGAUUAGUGUGUGGUACGCGGUGUGUGAUCGCAAUGGAUUAUGCGACAGUGCCUCAUGGAUAAUAAUCGCUGAGAAUAUAUAUAUAUUUUUCUUUUUUUCCCCUUGGAUAACCCAUGGAGGCCAAACAGAGGCUAGGGGGGACAACUGGCAACCGACGCCGCCGUGAUCGUGCAGCGCGAAUGCAAAAGCGACAACAACGGCAGGCUGCCGAUAUUAGUGAAAAUGAAGAAGAGUCACCCCCUGUUCGACAAAAACGACCACCCACUCGUAAAAAAAGAAUUAAGGAACCUAUUUUCCAAGAGGAUAUUGUAGAUGGAUUUGCCUUCCUCUGUUUCAAGACCUACGAAGAUUUAGAGCGCACUGUAAAUAAGUAUGAUAAGAAGGAAACUGAAAUUGAUGGUGUCAGUACGGAAGAUGCUGCUUCUAGACAGAACAACAGCAAUAACACUGACCAUCCUCCUGUUCUGGAAGAAUCUGUGCCCCAAUUGGACAAGAAGCCCAAGUCCAAGAAAAACAACACAUUACCCAAAGUCAAAAAGAAAGAUUUUGUUAACAAUAAGGUACGGAAUAACUUGAAAGAUCCCUGUAUAGGAAACGAUGAGAACUCGAAACCCGGUGAAGAAAUACUCGAGACUCCGCGUAGUACAUCUAGGGACCAACUCAGUGAUGCAAGCAGUCAUGCAAGUUUAGAAAGAGGCUAUUUGUGUGAUAGUGAAAGUGGUGAUGAAAGAGGAUCAGAACCUGAGUGUGAUUUAUUCAACAGUAAAUUAUCAGAUAGUAAUUUUAUUGCCAAGAAAAACAAUCCUGGUCAUUCUCAAAACUGUCGGUCACCGCCCGUGUUACCACCUAUUCAUCCUGUUCUGAAUGGAACUCACCACCCAGAGCCUUCAACUGCUGUGGCAGCUGUAACAGCCAGUGCCAGCCCAGCAAACACAUCAUCCACUAUGGUUGUUGGGGCCACUAGUCCAAGAGAGCCUCAAAUCGGCAGCCCUGCAGUCAUUCCCGUUUCUUGUUCAUCACCCGCCUCUCCUCCUUCCGGAGUUGUUCCUGUCUCUCCUCCCCCACUCUUCCUACGUAAGGGUCCUCCACCAGUAAAUAAAGACAGUGCUUCCAGCAGCAAACUUUUAAGCAAUGGUUAUGAAUUUGUGUCUGAUACAUCUCCCCCUUCACCUGUGGCUGCCUCAAAGCUGCUUUCUCCUAAUAAAUUCCUCAAGAGGGCGCCACCAGUGCCUUCCUGUAGGGACAGUGUAGCUACUUUGAAUAAGCCAGCUAUCAAUGUGUAUGAUUUUGUAUCUGACCAUUCUGCCCCAUCUUCUCCUGAUGGAGUUGUGUAUAUAUCUCAAAACAAAUUUAACCAUUCAAAGAGCAUCUCUCCACCUGUAGUUACUUCUAAUAAAGAAUCUAUACCUGUGGACAAAGCAACUGUCAGCAAUGGCCAUGCAACUAAUCUUUGUGUGUCUUCAGCUUCACCCCCUGUGCUUUCAGCUCCCAUUCUGCAAACUAAUAGUCACAAAAGUGCUCUGGACAUGAGUAUUAAAGCCAAUGCUACAGUGAUUAAAACAGAACAACCACCACCUACAAUCCUACCUCCUGCCGUAUCCGGAGACCUUAGGCUUCAGGCUUCCCCUGGACAGUCUAGGUCUACGUAUAGCAUUCCAUAUUCUACCUCUCAGCCUAUUCGCAAACAUUCUGCUUCCCCUAGGAUGUCACCACUCACAAUACCGACAUCCAUGUCUUCACCUGCAUUAAGUGGACCUUCUGUGCUGCCCAUUUCACCUGCUGGAAAUUCUUCUACAACUAUGUCAAUGAGGACUAAUGUUUCAUCAGCAAUCACAAUGACAAAUUCUAGUACCUCGCAUAUGAUUGCUGCUAGAAGUCGAAGUCCUGUCGUGACAGCCUCGCAUCCGAAUACACCGACCCCAGUUCCUGCCAGAGAUACGCACAGUUCCCAUAGUAACAGUAGUCUAUCCAGUCUUAGUCAAUUAAGCACGCCAGCUCAUAAAGAUAGGGAGGGUGGUGGAAGUCGCAGCCACAGCAAUUCAAGCAAUGUCGCGCCAUCUGUCAGCGCUGCCUUAAAUAGCACAUCAGCAUAUUCUUCUGCGGGCAAUUUAUCAAGUUUAGUCUUUUCAAAACCUCAGUGUUGGAGUGGGAAUUCUUCCACAACUAAUACUAUAUCAGCUUCAAUAUCCCGGUCAUCUCCAUCACCUCUACCCCCAAGAGUGUCACCGGCUCUCAGUAGCAGCGGAAGCACUAGCCUACCCUUGCCACCUACACUACCACCAGCUCAUCAUACUUCUCCCUUCAAUAGUCAUCCAGGUCCACCACCACCCCCUUUACUACCUGUUGCUUCUCAUCAUUCUAUAUUCCCAGGUUCCUUAACGCCUACACUACCUCUGGAGGCGACGGCUGGUCCAUCGUCCUACAGAGCUUCUGAAACGCUGUUUCCACAGCAUAGUGAGUAUAAAAAACUUCCUGACUAUUUAAGAAGAGAAUUGGAUACAAGGUUUAUGGCCUCUCAAGACCAUUCCAUUCCUAUUCCUCCUCCUCCUUAUAUGCAAAGUGAAGUUCAGCAUCCAAGCCAGAUUCAUCAGCAGGCAGGUCCUCCUUUCAUUGCUCCUCCUCCACUGGGGGCUCCCAUGGUUUCACAACAAGCUUCCCAUCUGUAUGAAAAGUAUCCUAAACUUGAAUCCUCUCUUUACCGCAGACCUUCAAUUGGUCUAUCAAAUUAUCCUCCUGUGUCUUCAUUGUUUGCUCCUGGUGGAGGUGGUACAUCUACUCCAUUUGUUCCUCCAGCCCAUUUAUCAGCUCUUCAGCCAAAGAUCAAUCCUGUAUCAAAAACAAAGAGCACAAAGCCUGGAAAGUGGUGUGCCAUGCAUGUCCGGAUAGCAUGGGAGAUCUACAAUCACCAGCAGAAGCAAAAGCAGGCUGAAGCCCAUAAAGCCGGCAUUGCUUUGGCGACCGUGAAUCCUCCCUCUGACCGCAUCCAUGCUGCUAACCACCUCUUCUGUUCUAUGCCUCGAAAUCAUGAGCUUUCACCUUUCUCUUCUUCCUUACUUACUGCCGCAGCAGCAUCAGCUCACCCAAGAUCAUUUGAAGCAUCAGCUCAUCAUUCCACAUUCCUAAAUCCCACACCUGCUCAUUUAGGUCCUUUUGCCAGACCUGGUUAUCCUAGUUUUGCUGGAGCAGCUCCAGGAUUUAGUGGCUUAGGUCCUCUGGGUAUUCCUGGACCCUCUAUGCUUGGUGCAGACUUACGAACAACGUGUUUAACAACUCAAGAUCCUUGGGGACAACGCACAACACUUCCUUUCCCUGGUGGCACUCCGUGGGGCGGCCUGAAAGAGGAAGCAGAACGAGAGCGUUUGCAGCAAGAGCGUAAAAGGGAAGAGGAAAGACAGAAGAGGGCUGAGCAGGAAAGGAGAGAGAAAGAAGAAAGGGAUCGUAGGGAGCAAGAACGAAGAGAGCAAGAGAGAAGAGAAUUGUUAGAAAGGCAAGAACAAGAAAGGAAAGAAAGAGAACGCAAAGAGAAAGAAAGACGAGAGCAUGAAAGAAGGGAAAUGGAAAGACGAGAGAUGGAAAGAAGAGAACAUGAAAGACGUGAGCUUGAAAGAAGAGAACAUGAACGGCAGAAAGAAAGGGAUAGAGAACUCAGGCUGCAACAUCAUUUACAGAAAAGUUCCAUAGUCAUGAAUGGUGAAAUCAGGGAUCAUCAUCUUCAUCACUCUCAGCAUCAUCAACAUCACUCUCAUCAUCAUGCAAUGUCACGCGAAUGGGAAAGAGCAAGGGACUCUCGAGAUCUUCCCAGGUCUCCUAUUAUGCCGCCUAAUCAUCCUAUAAAAUAUGAAGGGGCCUUAGAAAGGCAUGUGUACCCACAGCAUCCCCAGCGAAUGGAAGUGAAAAUAAAACAGGAGAGGAAAGAUGAUGAACCUGUUCCUGUCUCCAGAAGUUCGAGAAUGCCUGGGGAUGACAGAAUGCGCAAAAGGCCUGGAAGCAUUCCUCAGUCUGAUGCAUCAGAUCCAGUGUCUCUGGUCUCUUCAAGAAGUGUUAUGCACAAUUCAGUGCCUCUAGGUUUGAAUUCUCUGGAUCCCUCACGGGUGAUGGGUCCUCAUGGCCUAGUACCGUCACCUGCAAAGGAUCCUCUGGCGCAUCAUUCACAGACAUCUCCUCUGUGGGGGCCUUUGACGCCAAGUCCAACUGUCACAACAAUACCAAGUGCUGCUGUCGAUCACUACAGGACUCGGGAAAUCCUUCAAGGUCGAUCUGAACACGAUGUUCGUAGGUUUGAACAACUUGUGAUGUCUCCUAGGGAUGCUGCUAACAGUGAACUUUCCCGGCAACUGUCAAAUGUGUUAGACAUGGAGCGAGCUGCUGCUCAGGCAGCAUACGAUCGCUCGAAGUUACUCCCACCACCAUUAAGGACAAACGAAUCUCCCUAUGCAACACCUCCUACGUUGCCUCCGGCUUCAGCAUCUAGUUUCUUUUCCCCUCCAGUUAGUCCGUUCCUCAACAGUUUAUGCAGCACAUCUGGCAGGACGAAAGCUGGUCCUCCAGGUGUGCUGAAUGGACUUCCUCCUCCUCUAAUACCCUGUACUUUCCCUGUUCAAAAUCAUACAGGUUUUCCCACCACAAGAACUUCAUCUCCUAUGUCAGCUCAUAAACUGAUUCCUGGAGCUGGCGUGCUGAACUUGCCAGAGUCCUUCUUUGCCAAAGACAGGCGAGAAGUAAAUGGACAUCCAACAGACUUUGAUGCACAUUUAAGGUUAUGACAGAUGUGAAGAAGCUGGGGGACCUAGCUAGAUAUAUAUAUAUAUAAAUAAGGUUGUGUACAUAAACUUCUUCUUGUAUAUGUAAAAAAGAUACGCACUGAUAGAGUACUUUUCUUGACAAACCAUGCAUCAUGUCUCCAGAGAAUUUUAUUAGGCAUAAUUUAUAUUUUGGUGUUAUGUUUGUUAUGUGAUAAAAUUUUUGCAAGAAUCAUUGUGGCUGAGCAAAUCGGGCUUUCGUAAUAAUGUCAUUUGCUGGUUGGCGAAAAAAAAAAUUGUGUGCUUGAGUUAAUUUGAAAGUUAUUUAAGACAUUUGAAGUGAUGUUGCAUAUUUGAAUAAAGUGAUGAAAAAAUGGCAAUAUCUUUUUAUGUAAUUGUUGUAUAAAUACAGACCAACAAGUGUGUGUGUGAGUGUUUGUGCAAAUGAGAGAGAGAUGUGCGUUUUUGAUUUUUAUUUUAAAUAUACUGUGCACAAUUUUUGUUGUAAAUAAAACAAAUCAUUAACAUUA
Molecule: messenger RNA, 5419 nt
Organism: Parasteatoda tepidariorum (common house spider)
Lineage: Eukaryota; Metazoa; Arthropoda; Arachnida; Araneae; Theridiidae
Source: RefSeq, a predicted model, not a curated record